Messenger RNA from Amorphotheca resinae ATCC 22711, 1116 nucleotides. RefSeq lists its product as hypothetical. The transcript has a single exon. The coding region runs from base 302 to 874 and encodes 190 amino acids. NCBI's taxonomy places the organism in Eukaryota, Fungi, Ascomycota, Leotiomycetes, Helotiales, Amorphothecaceae. The record is from RefSeq and is a predicted model, not a curated record.
AUUGCUACCGGUGGCAGAGGCCAAAGCCUUAGUCAUCCAUACCUGGGUACCUAAAGUGCUGGGUCAAAAGUCUGGCAACACCCGCCAUUUCACACCAAAUCGCUGGCCUUUGUCUUCCUCUUCUUUGAUUCUUCCGGGUCGCUCACGUGCACCCAUUCACGAGUGUCGUGUCUUCGACGUUCCCCUCUCGAACAGUUUGAGCAAAACUCUUUGCAGGCUCAAACCUAGCUAGAUUUGGCCCAGCUUUGCGGGUUCGUACCAACCUUAGAACAUAGCCAAGGUGUUUCAGUGCUCGUAGCUAAUGCAUUUUGCAAAGCAAUUCACAGAUCAUAUACAUACUAUGGAGAACCCUGCGACAGCAUCCUGGGGUCUGAGUAUCAGCGACGCAGACUUCGCGAAGCUCAAACGCGGUGUCAGGCCUCGGGAUAUGGAUGACAAAUGGAUCUUUAAAGCUAUGACGGAUGAAGAGCUGGCGGAUGAAGCGACGACGACGAAUGGAGCGACGACGGAUGAAGCGACAACGGAUAAGGAGCUGACGGAUGAAGAGCUGAUAGAUGAACUUCUGAUGGAUGAAGCGACGACAGAUGAAGCCCUGACAGAUAAAGCCACGUUGGAUCUGGAUCAGGAUGGUAAUAUAUCCAUCCGUCGAAGCUGGACAAACAAGGAGCUCUACAGACUUGCUGUCAAGCCAAGCGAGGGCGGCACCAGUGCGAAAAUCGAAGCCAUCACCUGGGAACAGAACCAGGGUGAUCGCAUCUCGGAAGAGCAAGCUAAGAUCGACGCCGUCAUUCUAUGCAGACAAAUCCUUGAGUGCGAUUUUGCUGCGGCUCCAGACUAUGACCCCUUGCUUUUUUCGGCUUUUCCUCGUGGAUAGCACGACUGUUCAGAACGGCACUAACUACGCGUCACAGGGAGGGGGUGAAUGGAGCUGACGGGCGACUUUGCCAGGUCAAGGAGGGCAGGAAAUCACGGCGGCGCGGAUGGCCAUGUUGACUGGGCAGACUGGCUGGACCAACCGAGACAGCUAUUAUUUACGGUUUAAAUAAAUAAGGCACAACCCAAAAGAACUUGGGUGAUUCGUAUCCGCGUCGCCGAAAAAAAGGAAAACGUUCAAUU